Molecule: messenger RNA, 2045 nt
Organism: Owenia fusiformis
Lineage: Eukaryota; Metazoa; Annelida; Polychaeta; Sabellida; Oweniidae
Source: the annotation of a GenBank genome assembly
AUGGCUUCUAUAUCGCGUGUAAUACUGGGGCUCCUCCUAUUUUGGAUGUUCAUCCUCAUGUAUAUGAGCUCAACAUUGUUUCAAUCAAAUGACUUCACCGAGCGGACAGAAAGACAGCUGGCAAAAGCAAUAGAAGAACUUGGAGCACUAAAAAAUCAAAACAACGAAUUGAAAAAUUUGGCAACAGAGUUACAGGGUAUUCAGUCAAAAGUCCCUUCUGGAAAAGGUCAUAAUUCUGCAUUGGUGAAACUGCAGAAUCAACUGAAGGAAGCAAAUGAUGAGCUAGACAGGUUAAAUAAACAUAAAGAUGGUGUGAACAUAAAUAUGAAUCAACCAGGAAACACAGAUGGACCAACUUUGGAACAUGAAAAAUUACGUCGUAAAAUUGAAAAUGGUGUCACAGAAAUAUGGUAUUAUGUGAAAUCUCAACUACAGAAAACCAAAAAGAAAUCCGAUAAUAGUGCAGUGAAAGAAAGCAUCGAUGAAAUCCUCCAAGAUGGCACAAUACAACAGAGGUCUAUACUUACUGAUCUCCUUGAGUUAAGUGAGGAGGGAGAAACAGACAAGUGGCGCCAAAGAGAGGCUGACGAGUUGAGUGAAAUUGUCCAAAAUCGUCUCCACUACUUACAGGCUUCACAGAACCCAUCAGACUGUGAAUCAGCGAAGAAACUUGUGUGUAACAUCAACAAGGGAUGUGGGUACGGGUGCCAGCUACAUCAUGUCGUCUAUUGUUUCAUCAUCGCCUAUGGGACAGGACGUACACUUAUUCUCGACUCUACAGGAUGGAGGUACAACCCUCAAGGUUGGGAGGCAGUCUUUAAACCAGUCUCAGAUACAUGCACAGAAAGAGGAUUCAAGUCACCUACGCCUUGGGGAGGAGAUGAGAAUCGUUUGAAAGAUGUCCAGGUCGUCAGCUUGCCAAUAGUUGACAGUUUACACCCUCGUCCUGCUUAUAUGCCUCUUGCUAUCCCAGAGGACCUUGCCCCGAGGCUCAUCCGUCUCCAUGGUAACCCAUUUGUGUGGUGGGUAGGGCAAUUUAUGAAGUAUUUAUUGCGGCCACAGGCGUCACUCGCUGAAGAUAUGGCUGAAACCAAAGAUAAACUGGGCUUUGAGAGCCCCAUAGUAGGUGUCCAUGUACGUAGAACAGACAAGGUGGGCACUGAAGCAGCAUUCCAUUCAAUAGAUGAAUAUAUGGUCCAUGUAGAGGAAUACUACGCGCGUCUCGCUAGGAGACAAACUGUACAUAGAAAAAGAGUAUAUUUAGCCACCGAUGAACCUAAUUUAUUAGCAGAAGCUAAACAAAAAUACCCCAGCUAUGUGUUCAUAAGUGACACUGGGAUUUCACAAACUGCUGGUCUUAACAGUCGCUACUCAAGCUCAUCACUGCGUGGUGUUAUUUUAGACAUCCACUUCUUGUCUCUCACAGAUCAUCUAGUCUGUACUUUCUCUUCACAGGUAUGUCGAGUAGCAUAUGAAAUUAUGCAACAUCUUCAUCCUGAUGCUUCAUCCCACUUUAACUCACUAGAUGAUAUAUAUUAUUAUGGUGGCCAAAAUGCUCACAACUUACGUGCAAUUUAUGAACAUAGUCCUAAAUCUAUGCAAGAGAUAGGUUUCGAGCCAGGUGAUGUCAUUGGAAUGGCAGGAAACCACUGGAACGGUUUCUCAAUGGGCUCAAAUCGUCAAAAUUCAAAAUCUGGGUUAUUCCCAUCAUAUAAAGUUGAAGAAAUAUAUAAUAUUGUAAAAUUUCCUACUUAUUCAGAAGCAGAUAAAAAGGGUAAAAGGUGAAAUGAGUUACAACUAGUGAAACAGUAAAAGCAAUAGAUCAGAUCUUCUUUAUUGCUUUUAAUUUUAAUUCAGUUUUAUUUUAUAAAUGAGUAAAGAUCCUCUUUGAUAAAUAUCAACAUUUCUGCUAUUCUCCAGUGGCAUAAAUAAGAUAUUGUUGUCAAUAAGUUUUUAGAUUUACUUUUUAGUUUACUAUGAAUCUAUGGAAGAUCUCUAUGAAAUCCGUAUAGUUGUACUGAGCAUUUAUGUUUUUCAGUAACUUU